UCUCUUCUCGACUGGUAAUGUUAACGCUAGCUAACGUAUCGCUGGUUAGCUAAGUUGAUAUGAUAAACCUACAAACUACCAUCUUCGCUUUGGAUUCUUCCUUUUUAGAUCCCAGUUGUAUGAGCUCAAAGACGCCGUCCACAGCAGAACAUUAAUUUAGAACGGCGUAGAAAGCAAAGGAUUUUUCGUAUAUGCGCUUCAUUCAAGUUACUUAAUAUUUCCGUCAAUGUUGCUAAUGUGUAUUGUUUGAGUUCUGGACAAGGUGGUGAGUUUUUGCCAUGGCUUCACUGUCAGAGGAAGUGCUUCUGGUGGUGAAAAAGGUCCGCCAGAGGAAGCAGGAUGGUACACUGUAUCUGAUGGCAGAACGCAUAGCCUGGGGUCCAGAGGGCAAGGACCGCUUCACAGUCAGCCACCUCUAUGCGGACAUCCGCUGUCAGAAGAUCAGCCCGGAUGGUAAAUCCAAAAUUCAGCUCCAGCUGGUCCUUCACACCGGUGAGAGUACCACAUUCCACUUUGCCAAUGAGAGCAGUGCGCUCAAAGACCGUGAUGCUGCCAAGGAACUGCUGCAGCAGCUACUGCCCAAGUUCAAGAAGAAAGCAAACAAGGAGCUUGAGGAGAAAAAUAGAAUGCUUCAAGAAGAUCCAGUACUUUUCCAAUUAUAUAAAGAUCUCGUUGUGAGCCAAGUGAUCAGUGCUGAGGAAUUCUGGGCCAAUCGGUUAGGAGGCAUAAACAACACAGACCCUGGUUUAUGUGACAACAAACAGGAAGUCGGUAUAUCUGGAGCCUUUCUGGCAGACAUUAGACCUCAGACAGACGGGUGCAAUGGGUUGAGAUAUAAUCUAACAGCUGACAUCAUUGAAUCCAUCUUCAGAACAUACCCAGCAGUGAAACAGAAGUAUAGUGAAAAUGUGCCUCAUAACCUGACGGAGAAGGAGUUCUGGACGCGUUUUUUCCAGUCCCAUUAUUUUCACAGAGACCGCAUCAACACAGGAACACAGGAUAUCUUCUCAGAAUGUGCCAAGCAGGAUGAUAAAGGGUUGAAGUCAAUGGUCAGUCAAGGUGUGAAGAAUCCUUUGGUUGAUCUUCUGUCGUUAGAGGAUAAAACAUUAGACGAGGGUUACGGACUUUGCACAUCAACACCUUCAACCUCCAGCUCUAACAGGACAGUGAAAGACAGCAGCAACUCUGCCAUUAUAAAGCGGUUUAACCAUCACAGUGCCAUGGUGCUGGCAGCAGGCUCACGCAAAGGGGACACUCAAGUUGACCAGGCCAGUGAGACAAGCAGUACAGAUGGAAACUCAAGGGAUUCUGACUUCUUCCAGCCGCCUGUCAAGAAGGUUAGAUUACAAGAGGCCAUAGAAUAUGAGGAUUUGCAAAGGGAAAACGGACCAAAAACAGUUGCGUUAAACCUCAAGAAAGCUGACAGGUAUGCCCAUGGUCCUGUGCCACUUCAGUCCCAACAGUAUACAACAAGUCAGGAUAUCAUCAACUCUGUCAACUACAUCCAGCAUGAAAUGGCCAACUACAAACCCAAUCUUACUCAGGUGUUGUCCAGUACAUCAGCUAGUUCUGCCAUUGCAGCGCUUUCUCCAGGUGGCGUCCUCAUGCAAGCAGGAGCACAGCAAGCCAUAAAUCAGAUGGUACCCCCAGAGGUUCAAGGAGAGUUGAAGCAUCUUUAUGCAGCUGCAGGAGAGUUGUUGAGACACUUCUGGGCCUGUUUUCCUGUAAACACACCAUUUUUGGAGGAAAAGGUCAUGAAAAUGAAGUCGAACCUCGAGAGAUUUCAGAUGACCAAGCUUCGUCCUUUUCAGGAUAAAAUUCAGCGUCAGUAUUUAAGUACAAAUCUCACAGGGCACUUGGAGGAAAUGCUGCAGACAGCCUACAGCAAGUUCCACAUCUGGCAAACUCGUCGGAUGAUGAGGAAAACCUGAGGUCUGUCAGUUUUUCAAAGGAAAGACAAGAAAAUCGUUACAGUAUAUGGACAAAUGGCCUGUGUAGGCCCACCAGACUGAUGUGAAGAGACAACACAUUACAGCCUGAUGGGAUGUGAUUCACAGUGGCUUAUGAUGAGGAUACAGGCAGAUGCUGCUAUAUCCCUAAAUAUUCAGACUCUAACUGCAUCUCAGUCAAAAAUAACUGUAAUUAGUUUCUUUCUCUUUUUUGUGGGUUUUUUCAGUGGUUGAAAGAUUUACACCAUAAAAAGUUAAAUGGGAUGCUUAGAAUGGUGUAAUAUGACCAAAUUUCAGAUGGGAAUCAGAAAGGCACUCAGGACAUCAGGCUGAGGUGUGAGAGGCAAGCAGAGGACUGCCAGCAUGUGUUUCAUCAGUACGAAGAGCCAAGACAAGAGAGCCUGGACACACAAGGAGCUCCUCUAAGCACUGGGACGAUUAGUAGAAAGUGAAAAGAGGAAGUGAAUAUAGCAAUACUGUAAAGACAUUUAGCACUCGAGUGCAUUAGUGUGUGUGAGAUCCAGUCACACUGUCACUGGUUUGUAUUGUCUGCACAUUCUGUCUGCACUGAAGACAAAAACGUUAGUCUGAAUUAAAGUGAGACAUAAAGCUUUUUGAUCCUACUCUUUCUGUUGAAAUUGCAGCACUUCUGUUCAUGCACUUUUGUUAUUUUAAAGCUGUUGUCAAAUAUUUCAUAAGGUUUGUUUUGUUCUACAGUCAGUUUUAGAAAGUAAAAUACUUGACAUUUUUGA
This is a messenger RNA of Sphaeramia orbicularis (orbiculate cardinalfish), 2701 nucleotides long. RefSeq names its product general transcription factor IIH, polypeptide 1 (gene gtf2h1). The coding region runs from base 279 to 1931 and encodes 550 amino acids. Lineage: Eukaryota; Metazoa; Chordata; Actinopteri; Kurtiformes; Apogonidae. The record is from RefSeq and is a predicted model, not a curated record. Gene Ontology annotation, biological process: nucleotide-excision repair; DNA-templated transcription. The transcript is spliced from 15 exons. Gene Ontology annotation, cellular component: transcription factor TFIIH core complex.